GGCUCGACAGCGGGCACCGCGUCAUCUGGCAAGGCAGUGGGCUCCGAGUCAACUGGUAUGACCGCGGGCACUGGGUCAGACAUUGGAUCGUCUGGCUGGACAGCGGGCAUCGGGUCACCAGGCAUCAGGUCAUUUGGCUCAACAGCGGGCACCGCGUCAUCUGGCAAGACAGUGGGCACCAAGUCACCAGGCACGACAGUGGGCUCUGACUCAAUUGGCACGACAGCAGGCACCGGGUCAUCAGUACCGGAUUGUCUGGCUCGACAGCGGGCAUCGGGUCACCAGGCAUCAGGUCAUUUGGCUCGCCAGGGGGCACCGCGUCAUCUGGCAAGGCAGUGGGCACCGAGUCACCAGGUACGACAGCGGGCUCUGAGUCAAUUGGCACGACAGCGGGCACCGGAUCAGGUACCGGAUCAUCUGGAUCAACAGCGGGCAUCGAGUCAACUG
This is a messenger RNA of Staurois parvus, 447 nucleotides long. The record is from the annotation of a GenBank genome assembly. NCBI's taxonomy places the organism in Eukaryota, Metazoa, Chordata, Amphibia, Anura, Ranidae.